AUGGGACAGGGUCAAGAGGUCAAGACUAGGAUUGAACCACAAGUUGAAAUUCAGGAAAGAGGUGAAAUAUUUUUCUUCUAUAGGCCAAAAGUUUACAAAGAAGAAGCUCACAGCGCAGACGAUGUGCAACGUUUGUAUAUUGUGCUUCGGCCAGAGUCCGGUGAGAGGACAGUGGAAGAGAAGCAAGACUCUGAUUCAGGCAAGGAAGGAGCCAAGAAGGGGUCUAAAGGGAGUGAAAGUGGCUCUAAAAAGAGUGGAAUUGAAGGUGGACAUGGUAGCCAGGAAGUGAACAUUGAGAAGCAGCCCUUAUUGUGAUUUAUUGUCAUGGGAGGGAAAAGCCUUCCGGAUCCAAGCAAGAAAAGUUGACCAUAUUGGGGUUUUGUCGAGAUGGUUACUACCAAUAUAGAAGAUGUGAAGACUGCUCUAAAAGAAGAGGAAUAUGAUACUAUAACUAAAGGGCACCACCGAACCUCUCCUGCAAGAGCAUUGGGAGAAGGCAUUUACCGCAUAUUGAGGCACAAGCCUGGAAAGAAAACACACACCCAUUUGAUUUACAAGCUUGAACUUCCACCCCAAGAUGAGAAGAAUGAGCCACAAGAGUCACUUAACAUUGAACCGGAAGGCUCAUUCCUGAUACAAAUAAAGAACCCGGAUCAGCAUGGCACAUCCCAGUUCAGAGGGCUACAAAACAAGCGCAAGGCUGUGUUUCCUGCACACCUCCAUGGACAGUUUCGACAACUACGGUACUGCCCAGCUGAUCCACCGGACUUCUUGAACUACGAAGGAUGUGAAUUCUUGCUCAUAUCAGCUUCAGAUGACAUAGAAGAGGAGUUGGGUUUGGAGCAAGACGGAGAAAGUGAUGCAUCUUGUUCUGAUUUGGUCAGGACUUUUGGAGAGACUGCUUCUACUAGUGCCCUUUUGAAAGGCACCUGGGUUUGAAUUGAAUCUCUCCCCAUCCAGUGCUCUACAUACAGAUGCAAUGCUAGUUGAGAUGCUACUACUGCUCCCUUUAGGUUCCAUUUUGCUGUGUAGAUCAUGUUGGUACUAGUUGGGUUAUAUAGGUAACUCACGAUCAUGCAUUAGCAUGCACAAGAACGCUU
Quercus robur (English oak) is the source of this 1100-nucleotide messenger RNA. RefSeq lists its product as uncharacterized. Lineage: Eukaryota; Viridiplantae; Streptophyta; Magnoliopsida; Fagales; Fagaceae. The record is from RefSeq and is a predicted model, not a curated record.